Molecule: messenger RNA, 1117 nt
Organism: Exophiala oligosperma
Lineage: Eukaryota; Fungi; Ascomycota; Eurotiomycetes; Chaetothyriales; Herpotrichiellaceae
Exons: 2
Coding region: 245-1117 (290 amino acids)
Biological process (GO): nucleotide metabolic process
Molecular function (GO): ATP binding; ATP:ADP adenylyltransferase activity
Source: RefSeq, a predicted model, not a curated record
GACGAUGAGCCCUGAUCAUAGCCCCUUUAGGCUCUUCGAAAUAUACUGUUGAAAAGUACCUAUGUUACACCGAAGCGAUGACCAGAUGAUCUGCGACCCCUGAAUGAAUGACGCCACGACAAAAUCUCACAUUCCGAGGUGUCAGAUAACAAAUAUUCGCCCAGUCAACUGAAACAGAAGGUUGAAGGCGACUCACUGGAUUGCACAGCACAAGACUUCGCCGAACGGAACCAUUGACAGCACAAUGAGUGCUAUUAUAUUGUCCCCAAGCCUUGAGGAAAGGGUGAUCUCGAAGUUUGAUGAGUUGGUAACAAAAGGCGAAAUCAUCUACGAGCCUUCUACCACAGAUACGAAAGAAGAUGAGGGCUUCAAGUUUGAUUUCCGUCUAGUACCUCAUCUACUACGCAAGCCCAUCACUGCCCACGAUGCGCCUGAGCGGAAGACCGGCAGAGGAAACAAUCCUUUCCUAAAUCCCGAUCCCGAUUUUGUACUAUCAGAGGUUGGUCCUUCUCACUUACUCCUACUGAAUAAGUAUUGUGUGUAUCGACCCAGUCUGCUCCUCAUAACACGCCGUUUUGCUCGACAGUCUGACAGCCUCGAUGCUAGCGACUUGUCCGCCGCCUGGUCAUUGUUGAUGCACUUUGAGAAGAGGCACAUGAUGAUCUUCAACUGUGGCUAUGAGGCAGGGUCUAGUCAAGGCCACAAGCACAUGCAACUGUGGCAUUAUCCUGAUGAACGUGAAAUGGGGUUCCCUCUGUUUCCCAGCAAAGCUACCUCUACGAUAGAGGUCACAAGUGACAUUGGAAAUGUCCCACAUCAGCACUUUGUUCUACGACUUCCGUCGAAAGUCGACGAAGCAGUCCUCGUGGAGGCUUAUGGAAAGUUGCACAAGGCGGUUGAGGACUGUCACGCCAAGCAUGGCGGCGGACCGGCUUACAAUGUCAUCCUUGUGAGAGAGUGGAUGUGCCUAAUACCCAGACGGCGUUGCGGGCUCGAGAAAGGUGCAGGUGCAAAUGCUGCUGCCAUCAUCGGCAUGGUGUGGGUUAUCAGUGAGGCGGAAAAGGAGAUAUGGAAUGCCGAGUAUUUCAGGUAUUUGGGCUAUCCUAGAGAUAGAUGA